This is a messenger RNA of Blastocystis hominis, 727 nucleotides long. RefSeq lists its product as hypothetical. Bases 149 to 727 code for a protein of 192 amino acids. NCBI's taxonomy places the organism in Eukaryota, Bigyra, Opalinata, Blastocystidae. The transcript has 3 exons. The record is from RefSeq and is a predicted model, not a curated record.
UGACAAUGGACUGGAGAAACAUAUAACAGGCGAUUCAAUAACAAUCGUGGCGGGUUCAUCACAUAGGGUGCUCGUCAUAGUAGACAGGAAGCAAAGCGUAAUAACGUGGGAAUUCACUGCAAGAGGUUAUGAUAUACUGUUUGGAAUAAUGAAAAAUGACGAUCUUUCAGAUGAUCCACCUGAGUUUGCCAGUCCGUUGCUAACGUACUCUUCGGAUAGGGUACAUAGCGGUUCAUUGACAGUAAACGAGCCAGGGAGGUAUAUUCUAUGUUGGGAUAACUCACGUUCGUGGUUACGUGAAAAAACGAUAAGUUAUAAAGUGAACGUGAGAAAACUAGAGAGAAGUGUUGAGGAGAUAAGCUCCUUUUCAAAAAAAGUGUACGAUACCCUCUGUCAGAAAGAGGAGCAGUUAAUGAGAGUAACGGAUAGUAUCGAAGCACAGGUUAGUGAAAAGGAGGCAUUGAAGAAGCGUCUAACUCUUCUUCUCCAGCAAAUGAAAGUGGAGAAGGAGGAGAUUAACUCUCAGGAAGAACUCAUUAUGAAGAAGAAAGAAGAGAUGGAAGCAAUCAAGUCGCAAAGAGAAGUGUUGCAGCAACAUGCAAGCUAUCUGAAACUUGUCGCUGCUCCCUUCUUGGUAGAGGGUGAGCGUAUUUUCUCGAUGUUGUGUGGUGUAGAUCUACUACGAAUGUACUUCCUAUUCUCUGUAUUCAUUUUAGGGCGUGUGUAA